AUGGAACAAAUUUUCAUGAUCGAAGUAUUUGUCAAGAAAAUUGUGUUAAAAAUAGAGCCUCCAGAAAAAGAUGAAUACGAACUCAGAAUGGAAGAAGAGGAGAGGAGAAGAGAAGCUGAAGCUCUUGCGGCGGCAGAAGCAGCUAAAAAAGGCAAAAAAGGAGGAAAGCCGGCGAAACCUAAGAAAGGCAAGAAGGGGAAAGAACCUCCAAUGCCAUCCGAAGAAGAAAUGAAAUUCAUGCAGACGUGUACAAUGCAAAUGAAUUGUUUACCCUUAUUUGACUUUUAUGUCGCACAUGAUAAUUUUAUAGCUCCUCCACCACCACCACCACCAGGUAAGAAAGGUAAGAAACCCCCAAAACCUAAAAAAGGUAAGAAGGGAAAAGCUGCACCAAUAAAAAUUGUUUUGCCAUCCGAACCAUUGCCUCAACCUCCAUACUUUGGUGUAGGCAACUCUGUUAUGUUUCUAUCAAGGCCCUCGAAACUAGAAGAAGUAUUAAGAAAAACGCCAAUUUAUAUAACAGUAUGGAAUCGUGAUCAAGAAAUGAAUUGCAUAGGAUUCUGUGUUGUCGAAUGGCAUGAAUCUUUCUUUCAAUGUCUUGAAAGGGCUGGCGAAAUGAAUCCAGUCGAUAUGGACCAAGCUGAAUUCAGGAGUACAACUAGGCCUGAGAUGGUGACAAAUACUGUAGAAUUAACGAGACCCUUACAAUGCGAGGAAGACUUAAAAUCCUCUGGUGAAAUCGAGUUUUUUAUACGUUUGACAUGUUUGGGCAAUCGUAUCAUCACUUACUUUGUUGCUUUGCCAGAAAUGGAGCGAUUGCCGGGCCGUAAAUAUUUAACAGAUGACUUGAAAUUAAAAGACGUGGAAGUCGUGAGGCAUUGGGAAGGUACAACUAUUGAAGCUGUCCCGCCAGUAGCCUACUUCUUUGGUGCUCCAGAUAUUAGCAAAGAACCUAUUCGACCUGUGGAAGAACCGAAGGUUUACGAUGAUUUUGUAGCCCCAUUCACGUCAAGUGAAUUGGCAAUUCUUGCAAUGGGAUUUCCGAAGGGCCCUUGUGGUGGUACGAACUGUCCAAAACGUAUGGAGUAUAGAGGAAGUCAGCAUCAAUUUAUCCAUGGAGAAAAAGUUAAAGGGAAGCCUUAUAAGCCAGGGCAAUUUGUUAAUAAAAGAGACGUGCAUGGCCCAUGCGGACGAUUAGAUUGUCCUUUAGCAAAGAAAGUUCGUGCCUAUCUUUGUUCGGAAGGUAGCUAUAAGCCGUGCAAGAAACCAUGCUGUAAAGAUUAUUACUGA
Molecule: messenger RNA, 1290 nt
Organism: Zerene cesonia (dogface butterfly)
Lineage: Eukaryota; Metazoa; Arthropoda; Insecta; Lepidoptera; Pieridae
Exons: 1
Coding region: 1-1290 (429 amino acids)
Source: RefSeq, a predicted model, not a curated record